Molecule: messenger RNA, 7337 nt
Organism: Stegodyphus dumicola
Lineage: Eukaryota; Metazoa; Arthropoda; Arachnida; Araneae; Eresidae
Gene: Nmt
Product: N-myristoyl transferase
Biological process (GO): N-terminal peptidyl-glycine N-myristoylation
Cellular component (GO): cytoplasm
Molecular function (GO): glycylpeptide N-tetradecanoyltransferase activity
Source: RefSeq, a predicted model, not a curated record
UCGGUAAAUUGAGGGAGAGAAAGAAUUAAGCAUGGCGGAAGAGGGUAAUGGUGUUGAUAGUCUUGUAGAAACAUUAACUGAGAAUCCCAGUGAAAAUGGGCCAGUUAGAAAUGAAAUGGACUCUAAAGCAGGCGGAGAUGUAUCUGAAAACUUGAAGCAAGGAAACGAGGAACCUAAAGAUUCCGAGAUAUUGUUUCUACCUGGAAGUCAGCAGAAAAAGAUGAAAAAGAAAAAGAAAAAAUCGAAAGAUUUUGCCCCUGAAGUUGUUGAAUCUCCUGAUAUGUCAGCUGCUGACCUAAGGGGUCUUUCAGCAACUAAAUUGCAAGAAAUCAAAAAGGCUAUGGAACUUUUGAACCUAAAUAUGAUUCAUCAGGGUCCUGCAAAAACGCAUGAAGAAGCAGCAAGGAAACAUUUUGAAUUUUGGGACACUCAGCCAGUACCAAAAAUAGGAGAUGAAAUAAGCCCUGAUGCAAAUGAACCAAUAGAGCCAGAUAAGUGUAUUGAAGAUAUAAGAAAAGAACCUCUUACUUUACCUCAAGGGUUUCAGUGGGACACUCUUGAUAUUGAUAAUGCCAAUGUGUUACUGGAACUUUAUACUCUUUUAAAUGAAAAUUAUGUUGAAGAUGAUGAUAACAUGUUUAGGUUUGAUUAUUCUCCAGGUUUCCUGAAAUGGGCUUUGCAGCCUCCUCACUGGCAAAAGCAAUGGCUUUGUGGUGUACGAGUUGUGAAAAGUAAAAAACUUAUAGGUUUUAUAAGUGCUGUUCCAGCAUUGAUUCGAAUAUAUGGAAAAAAGCGAAAAAUUGUAGAAAUUAAUUUCCUCUGUGUUCACAAGAAACUGCGAUCAAAAAGAGUUGCUCCUGUUUUAAUUAGAGAGAUUACUAGGAGGGUAAAUUUAGAAGGAAUUUUUCAAGCUGUGUAUACUGCUGGAGUUGUUCUUCCAAAACCUAUAGGCACAUGCAGAUACUGGCAUCGUUCAUUAAAUCCUCGUAAACUUAUAGAUGUGAAGUUUUCACACUUGAGCCGUAACAUGACUUUACAACGAACUUUAAAACUGUAUAAAUUGCCUGAGACGCCAAAAACACCUGGCUUUCGGGUUCUAGAAGAAAAAGAUGCAAAACAAGCUUGUGCUUUACUUUCUGAGUAUUUAUUAAAAUUUGACCUUGCACCUUCCUUUACUGAAGAAGAGUUUCGAUAUUGGUUUCUUCCUCGUGAAGAUAUAGUUAACAGCUUUGUUGUUGAAUCAAAUGGAACCAUAACUGAUUUUGUAAGUUUUUACACCUUGCCUUCGACUGUCAUGCAUCAUCCAGUACACAAAAGCCUAAAAGCAGCAUAUGCCUUCUAUAAUGUAGGCAAAGGAACACCUCUUACAGACCUAAUGCGUGAUGCACUCAUAGUAGCAAAAAAUAUGGGAUAUGAUGUUUUUAAUGCCCUAGAUUUAAUGGAAAAUAAAAUUUUUCUAGAACCUUUAAAAUUUGGAAUAGGUGAUGGAAAUUUGCAGUAUUACUUAUACAAUUGGCGAUGUCAAGCAAUGGCGCCAAAUCAAAUUGGACUUGUUUUGCAAUAGAACUCAAGCAAUAUAUUUAGUGUUCAAAAGUCAUACAGAACAUAUCACAUAUGCUUUUUACAUGAAUUUUCUUGGGAAAGAAGCAGCAUGAAUUCCUUUUAUAAUGAUAGCUUCUAUACAUCUGCCUUGAAAAGAUAUGGACCAGUGUGCAAAGUAUGGUGCAUCAUCAAAGACAAAGAUGUAUUUACUUGCUGCAUAAAGUUUCUGCACAAGAAUUAGUGAUAUGUUCUAAGUAGUAAUAAGACAGCUAAAAGUGCUAAUUAACUUAUCUGCUGUGAGAUAUUUUUAUUCUCACAGUGGGUCACAUGUACAGAAGUGAUAUAUUCCAGAUAAAAAUACAUUAUUAUCUGUGAUUCAUGAUAUUCAUAGACUUAAUGUAAUUAUAUAUAUUAUAUGCAAAUUUCACUUCAACAAAUUUACUAGCAUGUUUUUGAUUUAUUUUCUUCUCUUAAAGGUUUCUCAUUUUAUUUUUUAAUACAUUUAUGUGUAAAUUUGCUAAAACAAAAUUAAAAUUGUUUAAAUAAAACUUUAUUGAAGUGUACAUUUUAAAGAUGUAGUAUAACCAUUUCAAAGUAAUAAACAGAACUGAACUACUUAAUCGUACAUGAUAAAAAAUAACGUAUAUUUUUCCCCCCCAUAAGCAUUUGAAUUUAUGUUUAUGGUUUACCCAGUUUUUAAUUGUUACCGUAAAAAUCAAAUUGGAAAUGCUGAAACAAAAAUUAAGAUAAUAAUUUAUAGAGAAACUGAAAAAUGUAUUAUAUAAUAAUUCUCUUUGAGUUGUAUGUCAGAGUAUUAAUUCCUUUUCUUGGCGUGACAAAAUUUUGUGCUCUUUCCUUAAGUCUUUUUAAGUACAUAUUUAUAUAAAUUUUAUGCAAAAUGUUUGGAAGUUUCAACUAAUUGAAAUUUUAUGAAGAAACAAUUUGUCAAAAUCUUUUUUGCAUACUUUCAAGCUAAUAAUAAUUCAGAAGUCAGUUGUAUCCAGGAAUUUGUAUUUUAAAAAUUGUGACUUUAUUUCUGAAAUACUGUUCCAAAAGGCAAGAUACUCAUCUAGUAUUCUGCUGAAGCGAGAUGCUAAAAUUUAUUGAUUUGACCCUUACAUGCGUGAUGUUACACUAGCAUCCAUUUACACACCUUUAAUCCAUUUACACAUCUUAAAUUUAUUAGUGUUGAUUUAAAAAAUGAAAAAAGGUUAAGCAUUGGUAGACAGUAUUAAAAAAAAAAGUGGUGGGGCUGGGGGUGUAAAUUACUGACACACUUUAGUGAUAAUUAUUAGUUCUAUAUGCAUUGGAAAACAUUCACCAGAAAAUGGAAAAUAUCAGAGGUGUUGUUCAAACAGAUAUAUUGGUGUUAAAUUAUGAAAUGAGCAGUAGAAAAUUCUGCGUGAAAAAUACCCCAAGCAAUUUUUGUGAACUCUGCUUUAAUUACAUAAUUAUUAACUAAAGAGUUCUCUUUCAUGUUGUUAGUAUUGAACUGGGUCAGUUAAAAUAGAUUCUAAGAGCUAAUAAUAAUUAAAUGUAAUUUUUUUCAUAACAAUAAUCUGUUAAUUUGACAUACUUGGAAGAAAAGAAAUUCUUUAUUUUUAAUUUCCAAUUAACAGCAUAGAAGUAACAAUAAGGUUUAAAAGUUUUUAGAAUUUGUUUAUUUGAGAUAAAUUUAACAGUAAUGUGAUUUAAUCUAUAUUAUGAACUGUUGAUUUUAGGAAUUUACCUAAAUUACUAACAGUUAUUAAAAUUGAGAGGAUAAAUGAGGAUAGCAUUUAAGAAACAAGUGCAGUUUGCACUCAUAGUAUUUAUGUGAUAGACUCCAAAGGUUUAAUUUUUUAUUUUUUCAUAAUUACACUUUGAUAGCAGAUGAUUUCACAAAGUUAGUGCUUGCAAGCACUGUAGAAUUAUUAUCUGCUGAGAAAAAAAAUAUUAGUCCUGAUUUCGUGAUUCAUUAUUUCAGGAUUCAAGUUCAGCAUUUUUGUCAUUGGCUAAUUCUUUUAGGGGUGGCUGUGUGUUCUCAUCUUCACUUGAAAGCCUGAAAAAUAAUCAAAAGCUUAACAAUUCCUAUUUAUUUAUUUCCGUGUGGUAGCAUUAUCUUUAAUGAAUGUUGGGUAUUGAGAAUUAUUUCAUGGUAGAAUGUAUAAAAUGCAAUUAUUGCAGUUUCAAUAUGCCAGUAUGUUGAUCUUAUCAUAUUUUCAAAGUGCAAAGUAAUCCUUUUCAAAAGCACAUACCUACAUUUUUAUUUAAAACAGUGGGGGAAAUUGGUUUGAUUGGCUACAAAUGCAACUCACCUAACUUGAAUCUAUGAGGUCUAGGAACUCAGCUUGAAUUACCAGAAGGCCCACAACUUUUAAGUACAAUAUUAGGGAAAAUAUUAAUUUCUUUUCAAAUAAUUGUUGGUCCAUCUAUCUUAAUUACUUUCUAUGAAAUUUGCCUCUCAUUCAAGCUUUUAAUGUUUGCAUGAUGUGUAAGAUGGGAUGCUAAAAGCAUCCUACCAUGCAUUUUUUAAUAAUAAUAAUAAAAAGAUGAUGUGUCUCUUAACUUUUCAAAUUAGUUUCAACUUAUAAUUCUUUAAUUAACUCUUUUAAGAAUGAAUGUUUUUCUCAAUAAAAAUAUAUGUAAGAUUUCUCGAUAAAUUUUUUCCCUUGAAAAAAAGUCAUUCUCAGCUACAUUAAAUAAUCUCCAGAAAGUCAACACUUUAGCCAUUCUUCUGUCUAUUCAUCUGAUGGUAAAUAUGUCAUUUUUAAUUUUUUCGAACCAAAUAACAAAUACUCAUUUCAUCUCUGGAAAUUUCUUUUGCUAGAAUCAUUUUCAGAAAGGUGCAAAUCUGCUGCUAGUGCUGCCAACAGGAGCAAGCUUUUGUUGAGAAAUAAUAGUUGAUUUUAGCAAAUUUUAAAAAAUCGUGUAUGUUUGAUAUUUGUAUUUUCAGUAAUUUGUAGCUAUCUUUUGUUGGGGAUUGUUAAUUGCAUUUGGAAAAAUUUUUAAAAAUCAUAUAUUUGAGGGCAGUUUUAGUAUUAGUCAAAUUAUGAGCAUCCAUGUUGAUUUUCUAACUAUGCCAGUUCAUGAUCUAGAAUAAUUAUGUUCAUGUAAUUAAAAAAAGAAUCAUACAUAUUCCAAAUCCUCUGUUGUUUGACUUUUUUCAUAUCUUUAUCAAGAUUCUCUUGCAUUUUUUCUUAAAAUACCAUAAGUAAAUUUUAAGGCAUUGAGUAAAUACAUUCUAAAACUUAUAAAACUUUAAAAAAAAAGUAUUUAUGAAAAGAAAAAAGUGUCAUUUUGUAGUAGCUUUCCUUUAUUUGAUAGUUGACAAACAUUCCCAAGUCAUUCUUAUAUAUUUUACAUGAAAAGCACAUAGCUGCCUACUCUACAAAUAGAUCACCAGUAAUCUUAGUUUUUAAUUAUUAGUCGUUAUUAAGAAAAUGUUUCUUGACAAUAAAUCAAAUUUAUUGAAUUAAUGAAACUUAAAUUAUGCAAAUUUCAGUCCCUUGACCCUGGGGAUUUUCAGCAUAAUUUUUCUUACUAAAUUUUAUUUGAUCUGUCUUCACAUACUGUAGAUGUGGGUUCUUAACUUGUAUGAAGGGGGGAAUGUGGUCAGCCUUUUAUUUAGCUGUUAAAUAUUUAGUUCAUGAAUAUAUAUAUAUAUAUAAUAAAAACUACUUUUAUUCAAGUUUAGGUAUUUAUCAACAUCUUCUAUGCUGUUAGUUGUUUUAUUUAUAAAACAUAAUAGAAAAUAAUAUAAAUCUAAAUAAAUGCAUGUAUGUAUUUUUCAAGUUUAAAAACAAAGGGGGAUGAUCUAGCAAUGCUAAAAGGGGUGCAUGGGAUAAAAAGUUUGCUGUAGGCCUUUGUGAAGAUUCAGCCAAUGGUCAAUCUGUUAAUAUUUUUAUUUAAUUUUGUUUUAUACCAGUGAGUGAUACAUUAAAGUUUAUCCACAAAAUAGAAUUACAUUAAUUAUUAACUUUGUUUUUUGUCAUAUUUAAAAGUACUUAGACAAAUGAAACCUUCUUGUUCCAUACUGAAGAUUUUGUAAGCAUAAAAGUGUAAAACAAUUACAAAAUGAAAUUAGUCAAAGGACAUAAAAUUUAGAUUAUCUAAUUAAAUAUAAAUAUAUUUUAUAUCCGAAUCAUAUUACAAGUAGUUCAGUAAUCUGAAUCAUGUAAUAUAAAGAAAAUUUUAGACAAUUUUGUAUUCUUUGGUCGUGCAGUGCAGCUGUAGAUACAUUUGAAGCCUUAUUUAAUUUCUCACAUCACGUUAGAUUACAUUACCAGAUUCUUCAUCACACAUUUUGCUGUACCACAUUGAUCACACACUCAGCUAGUCAAACUCACUUCACUGCAAAUGUGUAUAAGUGCGAAGGCCAUUGUUUCGAAAAGGAAUCAUCUAAUAACUGAAUUUUGAAUGGAGAUCCCACUUGAACUUUUGGGCCAGUAUGUUCUGUGCUUGUUGGAUGAUCUCAGACUUGGUUGUACAAACUGAAGAAAAUGAGUUCUAUUGUUACAACACCAUUAUUCUUCCAUCAGUAUUCUUCAAAGUACACUAUCAAAUUCAACAGUUUUGUGCUAUCAGUUUUAUAGAAGUAACUUUCUUUGUCUUCAUUUAUCAAGUUGGAAGGUCAGAUUUGGAGAAAUUUAAUUCAACUACUUUGAGAAAUCUUAGGCAUUUGAAGAGAAGCAGUGAAAAGAGAUUGAAAUUUCAAGCAAGUGAAAGAGAGCUUCAAAUUUAUGUUCAUAAAGCUGAGAAGGAUUUUUAGAACAUUCUCAAAGAAUUGCAUUCUAAAUGCAUUUUCAAUUGAUUUAUUAUAAUGGAAGAGAUAAUCUAUCUCUGUUACUUUGAACUUAGAUUUCAUAUGAGAGUUACUUCAUAUACUGUAUUUUGCUAGUUACUGUUAAACUACGUUGUGCUAUGAGGCCUUUUUUGAGUUAUGAAUAUUGCAGGAUAAGACUGAAUUAUUUAAUCAUGGCGAGGCAAAUUUUGGAUUAAGAUGCCUUCUUAAUGAACUUUCUGAAGGAAAUUGGCUUAUACAUUGCACAUGAAAAAAACCACUUGCACUUUGUAGACAAGCUUUUUUGUUGUUUUGUAAAGAGAAUGAUGUGACCAUGUCAUGUGUAUAAUGGAUGUUGUAGAGAAACCUAUAUUCUGGAAAAUCCAAUAUUCCAUCAUUCUUAUUUUUUCACACAGCAGGCAGUAAUUCCAAGAAAGUUUUAGAAGCUAAUUCUAAAAUUGCAGUGUUCCACCUGUUCUAUUUCACAAAAUAGGCUGAAUUUGUUAUUUUGAUUUCAAGAUUUGUAUUUUUAAUAUGCCUUGCAGACUUUUAAGACUAUGUGCAUUUAAUCUGUAUAAUUAAUUCUUAAUGCCCUAACUUUUGUCUGUAGUCUGGGGUGAGUAGCAAAUAGGAUUAUUGCCAUGGUUUCCUAUGUAAAUAAAGGCUUAAUGAAAAUAAAAUUUGUGUAUUUUAUACAUUUAGGCUGUAAUGUUAGUGUGGAUGGUCACAAAAUGUGAAAAGUUUGAUUUUUAAGAUAUCCAGGUUUCAUAUUCACCAAUUAAAACAUUUUUAUUUACAUUAGCAAAUUAAUUACUUAAAUGUAUUAUGUUGAUUGGAAUGCGAGAGACUGUGCCUAAUGCAUACUCCAGUACUUCAUUCCAGCUCCUCCUUGAGUCAAGCCAUCAAAAUGAAUUUUUAGAGUGAAUUUUUUUAUCAUUUAGAUCUGACAACUUGUGAAACUUAUCUGCGAAAGGAUCUGUUUAUGUAUCUUAUUGGAAUAAAUAGUAUAUUUUAUGGUUAAAUAAUUAAAAAA